AUGGCUCCCAUCAUUCUCACCGUGACGUCGACUCUUCCAAUGCAUGCACGCAUAGCUCUGGCAGGGACAGCUGUCUUUACUAGCGGCAUCUCUACCGCUAUGGUUGCAUGGGCAGGCAGGCCCUACGUCGUGGCACUGCGUAGACUAGGUGGCGCACCGCAUACCGAGGGACAUGUACCAAACGACCAUACACCAUCCCACAACGACCUCACCCCCUCCGGCGUAGAAUUUGAGACACUCACAAUAACCAUGCGCACCCUUCGCACGAGGGUGUACGACCCGGUAUUCCUGGCCGACACACGCCGGCCGUUCGCGAAAUGGGAGUUGGCUGUGAUCGUGCAAUUGCCCGAGGCAGAGGCGAGGGAGGUGGUGCCGGGCAUGGAGGAAACUGUUGCGGAGACGUUUGAUAAGGAUGGGAAGGUUAUGGGAAGGUGGAUUGUCAAGUGGGGAGAAAAGGGAGAGGGCAUAUGCAGAGGGCAGGGCUGGAUCGUCAGACAUUAUAAUGUGCAGGAGGAUAUGCUUCCCGCGCCCAUACGAUGA
Peniophora sp. CBMAI 1063 is the source of this 540-nucleotide messenger RNA. The record is from the annotation of a GenBank genome assembly. Lineage: Eukaryota; Fungi; Basidiomycota; Agaricomycetes; Russulales; Peniophoraceae.